UUUGUCAUUUAGCAGACACUCUUAUCCAGAGCAACUUACAGUAGUGAGUGCAUACAUUAUCAUACUGGUCCCCCAUGUGAAUUGAACCCACAACGCUGGCAUUGCAAGCGCCAUGCUUGACCAAUUGAGCUACACGGACCUUCUGUAACCAUACCAAAUGUAAUAUAUACUAAUUUGAGUGUCCUGGAUUUACAUUUACUAUGUUACGUCUGGUCUAUGAGACCCGGCUGCCACUCGCUCCACCUUAUUCAUGGUUUCCUCAGUUUAAAGGUGGUGGAAAUAUUAAGGAAUUAGUUCAAGGUCAGAAUACAUUAUAUCUGUAGCCACAACUCAAUUUCUUUAAUCACCAUCUCAAACGUUUACCUUGCUGGCAUACUUAAGUUUUUUAAUUUAACUUUUAUUUAGUCAGUUAAGAUCAAAUUGUUAUUUAUAAUGACGGCCUACCCCAGCCCAAUUGUCGACGCUGGGCCAAUUGUGCACCGCCCUAUGGGACUCCCAAUCACGGCCGGAUGUGCUACAGCCUGGAUUCGAACCAGGGACUGUAGUGACUCCUCUUGCACUGAGAUGCAGUACCGUUGCCCCACUCGGGAGCUCAAAUUAAAGGUCGGAAUAAGCAGAAAGGUGCAUAAAAAAGGGAAAAAGUUCCAGGGAAUAAAGCGCCUUACUCAGGACUGAAUUUCCCCCUCGGUGAACGGGAAAAUAAUAGGUCUACCUACACACAUCUGGAACUUUUGUAGCCUGCAGGCCAUCCCUGUGGCUCUCUCGAGAGCGCCAACGAUUGGGGAGUACUGAUGGCGGGUACAGCGCGGAAGUGGAUGCGGAUGUGACGUUUUCGGACAUCACUUCAUAACACUCUAUCGCCGCAGGAUGUAUUAUGAAAGGCUCCGUAAAGUUGUGUUGAAUAACCACGGUUUCUCCGCCAAAUUACACAACACCACGUGUGCAUGGUAAACUCAGUCAUUCACGAUUCUGUCUGUAACACUAUUUAAAAAGUAAACAAUUACAUUUGGAACGAAGCGAGCAUGGCCAAGCGUAAAGAGUCUGCAGACACAGCAGUGAAGACUGACACAAAGAAACUGAAGAAGGUUGCAAAAGGCAAAGCUGGAGGACUAAGAGCCAAAAAAGAGAAUGGAGCGGAAACGGAGAAGGUUCCGAGAAAAGCCAAGCACAAAUCCCAUCUCUCUAAACCUAUAGUAGGGGACACAACCGAAAACCACACCAGCAAGUACUUCCAGGACAAGACUCCAGUGAAGGAGGAGCCUGCUGAUAUGAGUCCUGAGAGUGAUAUCAUCCCUCCUUUUAUCAGAGCCAGAAAAGACACAGUAAAGCCUGUGAAAAAAGAAGAAGAAGAUGAGGACAGCGAGGAGGAUGAAGACUGGGAGGAAGUGGAAGGUCCAGUGGAACCAGAAGAGCCAGCCCUGCCCUCACAGCCUGUGGAGAUAGAGAUUGAGACCCCAGACAUCAUCCACAAAAGGCAGAAAAGGGAGAAGAGGAAGGCGGAGUUUGAGACCUAUUUGCGACGCAUGAUGAACCGCUUCAACAAAGAUGUGGUGGAGGACACACACAAGGUCCACCUCAUGUGUCUUUUAGCCAACGGGAUGUUCCGGAACCGGUUGUGUAGUACACCGGACCUGCUGGCCAUCAGCCUGUCUCUGCUGCCCACCCACUUUGCCAUGGUGGCCAAGGAACGCAUUGACACCAACUACGUCUCUGGCCUGCUCAAGUGGUUUGGGGCGACGUUCACGCUUAACCCGGAGCUUCCCUGUGAGGAGAGGCCCGACCCACAGGGCCUGCUGGAGAGGAGGCUGGGCAGCCUCACCGCUAGAGACCACCAGGAAAUGACACAUCUGUUCCUAUUGAUGCUGAGGUCGUUACAGCUCUUCUGUCGACUGGUGCUCUCUCUGCAGCCCCUGUCACUGAAGCCCCCGUCAGCCAAGAGCAAGGCCAAGAACUCAGGCAGUCCGCCUAGGAAGAGUCCAUCGCAGAAGAAACCUCCAAAAGAGAGCCCCUCAGAGCCCAAGGUAACCCCAGGGUCCAAGAGACCGGCAGGGGGGAAGGCCGAGAGAGGAGGGAAGAAGGCAAAAAAGAAAGAGGCCGGGGAGACGGGAAAGGCUGUGUCGGUGGGACAGAAACCCAAGAACUCCAAGCGCCGCAGCAUAGCCUCGAAGGUGAGCUACAAAGAGGAGAGCAGUGAAGGGGAGGGGCCAAGUGAUGGGGAGGAGUUCCAGCUGACCAAUGAGGAAGACAGUGAGGACUCUGAGGGAGCAGUCAGAGCCAAGAAAGUAAAAGGACGUAAGAACAUGGGCAAGAGUACAGCUCCACAGAAAACAAGUAGUGGAGGCAAGAAGAAAGUGAAGAGUGAAGAGGAGGAUGACGAUUGGGAGGGAAACGAAGAGGAGGGGGAGGAAGAGCAGGGGAUGAAGCGGGGCAAGAGGAAGGAGGGGAAGGGUGCAGACGAGUGGCUGGAGGUGUACCUGGAGAAGACUGGGUGCUGGGUCUGUGUGGAAGUGCUGCAGGGCGUGGGGCAGCCUCAACUGUGCUCCAAGCAGGCCACCCAUCCCAUGACCUACGUGGUAGCCGUGGACGGGGACGGUCACCUGAAGGAUCUGGGCAGCAAGUAUGACCCCACCUGGAUGACCUCUACCAGAAAGCGCCGGGUGGACGAGGAGUGGUGGGAGGUGACGCUAGAGCCAUUCCUCGGCCCUGAAUCCGAGAGGGACGUCCAGGAGGAUAAAGAGCUCCAGGCGAAGUUGCUGGACAAGCCGUUGCCCACGUCGAUAGCAGAGUUCAAAAACCACCCGCUGUACGCCCUGAAGAGACAUCUACUGAAAUAUGAAGCUCUCUACCCCUCCACAGCGGCCAUCCUCGGGUACUGCAGGGGAGAGCCUGUCUAUUCCAGGGACUGUAUUCACACGCUACACUCCCGAGACACCUGGCUGAAGGAGGCGCGCACCGUCCGUCUAGGAGAGGAGCCCUGCAAGAUGGUGAGAGGGUUUUCCAAUCGCUCUCGGAAAGUCAGGAUGGCGUCAGAGCAGAAGGACAAAGAUGACCUGGCUCUGUUUGGUGAAUGGCAGACAGAGGAAUACCAGCCCCCAGUAGCUGUGGAUGGCAGAGUGCCUCGUAACGACUUCGGCAACGUUUACCUGUUCAAGCCCUGCAUGCAGCCAGUUGGCUGUGUCCACCUGCGUCUGCCUAACCUCCAGAGAGUGGCUAAGAAGCUGGACAUGGACUGUGCCGCUGCUGUCACUGGCUUUGACUUUCACGGUGGCUACUCUCAUGCUGUAACGGACGGCUACAUUGUGUGUGAGGAGCAUGAGGAGAUCCUGAGAGCAGCCUGGGUGGAAGACCAAGAGAUCCAGAGACAAAAGGAGAAAGAGAAGCGGGAAAAGAGGGCAGUGGCUAACUGGACUCUGCUGGUGAAGAGCCUGCUGAUCAGGGAGAGACUACAGCGUCGCUAUGGGAAGAAAGGCCCAACCCCCGGAGGAGGCCUGGACCAACUGAAGAGCCAGGAUAGGGAAGGGGUAGAGGGUCUAUCGUCUGAAGAGGAAGGGGAAGGCGGGCCGAACACGGCUUCUGCCGCCCUGGCACAGGCCUGGCCCCAGAACAGACAGGGGGAGCAGGACAGUGGCACGGGGGGAUCCUCCAAAACUACAUCCAAACGGCAGAAAAGGGGCCAGGAAAAGCACCUUUUCCCCUUUGAGAAAGUAUGAGAUCAUCCAAUCCAACUCUCUCUGUCGCCCAUCCAGUUGUGUUCUUCAUGUCGCCAGAACAGAUCAGAAGUAGGUCAGGCAUCUGUUCCUGCUUCCUGCUGUGCUACAGGAGAUGUAGCUCAUUGUAAUCCAUGUGGACCAAAACAACAAAGCAGUCUGGUGUUGGUGUGGCACACGGGCAUGCCUGAAGUGUCCCCACUCGCGCCAGCGAAUAGCCCGCUUUUCGCGUGGCGCCCGACUGGUAAGACGCUUGAGAAUUGCUGUUACGUGUGCUAGCAAGGCAGAGGUCCUGGGUUUGAGCCUCUGUGUAAACCCUGACUCGGGAGGAAGUGGUACUCUCUAAGCUAGCAGCGUGACCACCUUUACACUGGCACAGACUCUAACCUGCACCGCUGCAGUUGUUUCACACUCUCAUAUCUCUUAUCGCUCCUGUCUCUCUAAACACACUCAUAUCUCUACGUGUGUGUGCGUGUGCGUGCGUGCGUGCAUGCUUGGGAGCUCAGUUGUCUGUCUCUACUGUGUAUUAAGACAGUUUUUUUUAAAUCCAAAGUAUUUUUCUAAGAAUUGUUAUAAAAUUGUAAAAAAUGUAUCCGAAUUGUUGUUAUAUUACAGCGUUGAUGUGAUGUUAAAAGAAUGGAAAUAAAUAGCAGAUAUUUUGGGACUCAUUAGUUUGAUCCAAAUAGUAGUGUUGACUCGGGCAUUUGUGUCAUCCUCAAGCUGCCCAAACUACAAACUCAGACAUUCACAACAAGAUCAGUUUCAUCAUCACAAUGUCUCAUAGCAACGGUAUGUUUUAUCCUUGAGGCAAUGGAGCCCAUCACUGGUUGUCAGAGACAAGGAGGGAGUUAUUUUACGCUGGCUUGGGUUGAACCGGGCUACGGGAGGGAGGAGAACUCUUCUCAAAUCGCACGGUAAUCUGCACCGCUCGGUCAUGUUGUCAGCAUGGUGCAUUGUCUAGAAACAUCUUUUCCAUCAAAUAAAUGUUUGAAAUGUCAAA
Molecule: messenger RNA, 4707 nt
Organism: Salvelinus fontinalis (brook trout)
Lineage: Eukaryota; Metazoa; Chordata; Actinopteri; Salmoniformes; Salmonidae
Gene: xpc
Product: xeroderma pigmentosum, complementation group C
Exons: 14
Coding region: 1023-3710 (895 amino acids)
Biological process (GO): mismatch repair; nucleotide-excision repair
Cellular component (GO): nucleotide-excision repair factor 2 complex; nucleus; XPC complex
Molecular function (GO): single-stranded DNA binding; damaged DNA binding
Source: RefSeq, a predicted model, not a curated record